CCGAUGACUGAUGCCGCACGUUGCCCGACCGACGCGCCCGGUGCCGGAGCUCCGCGCCGCCGCCUCCUUCUCCCGCAGCGCCUCGGCCGGCCGCGGUCCUGCCGCCUCCGGGCGGCUCGCACCGAGCUCGCGAGCGAGAGGUUCUUGUGAGAUUGGUGAAAAUUAAGCCUACAUUCCAGGGAUGCAAGAGGAGCAACAGCCUGAGGCUGCUGCAGAUCCAAUGUCUUCCUCUGACGUACCAGAAGAUGGCCCAAAGGAAACCUCAAGUGUAUCGCAGAGUAUCUCUGAUGCAGACGCAUUUAAAAUUCUUCUGGAGAUGAAGAUGAAGAAGAGGCAGAAAAAACCUGCCUUACCAAGCACUGUGACUGAGCUCGACACCGAGGACGGUUCUAAAGUGUACGUGGUUGGAACAGCCCACUUCAGUGACAGCAGCAAAAAGGAUGUAGUGAAGACAAUACAAGAAGUGCAGCCAGAUGUGGUUGUGGUGGAACUGUGCCAGUACAGAGUUUCUAUGUUAAAGAUGGAUGAGAAGACUUUACUAAAAGAAGCCAAAGAAAUAAAUCUGGAAAAACUUCAGCAAGCUAUAAAGCAGAAUGGAGUCAUGUCUGGACUGAUGCAAAUGCUGCUUCUGAAAGUGUCUGCUCACAUCACAGAACAGCUGGGGAUGGCCCCAGGAGGGGAAUUCAGAGAGGCUUUCAAAGAGGCUAGCAAAGUACCUUUCUGUAAAUUUCAUCUUGGGGACAGACCCAUCCCUGUUACAUUUAAGAGGGCGAUUGCUGCGCUUUCUUUCUGGCAAAAAGUCAAGCUUGCCUGGGGCCUUUGCUUCUUAUCUGACCCAAUCAGUAAAGAUGACGUGGAAAAAUGCAAACAGAAGGAUUUACUGGAGCAGAUGAUGGCAGAGAUGAUUGGAGAAUUUCCUGAUCUUCAUCGAACAAUCGUCUCGGAACGGGAUAUUUACUUGACCUACAUGCUGAAGCAAGCAGCAAAGCAGAUAGAACUACCUCGGGCUUCAGAAACUGAACCUAGGAAAUACAUCCCUGCUGUUGUAGUUGGUGUGGUUGGGAUGGGUCACGUACCUGGAAUUGAAAAGAACUGGAACUCUGACUUAAACAUUCAGGAAAUAAUGAGUGUGCCUCCUCCAUCAGCUUCAAGUAAGAUUUUCAAAUUUGUCAUAAAAGCAACAGUUUUUGGACUGAUGGGUUAUGGCUGCUACCGAAUAGGUCAAAGGACGGUUCAGUUUAUUCUCUCGAUGCCAGCAGCACAAAGCUAUCUCCAGAAGCUGACAGAAAUAAGGUCUCAGCACUGAACGUAAGUGGAGGCACAACGUGAAGAAAGUGGCUGAGAAAGGCGAUGGAGGCAACAAAUGUGAAAGAAGAAGGAAAUGAGGAUUCUACUCAGAAGCGAUGGGUGUGGAGCAAAGCUGAAUUGCUGUAUAAUAAAAGAUUUGAUACUGAAUUUACACCAGCUAUGAUCUGAUGAAUAAGUUUGAUUCCUGGUGCGUUGCAUGAAACCACAUGAUUCCAGAUUGAGGCAAAUGUAAUACGUGCACAAAUAUAUAUUAUAUAUAUCUAUACGGUGUGUGUAUAUAUAAUAUAUAUUAAUAAUGAUGUAGUACAGACAGCUUAAAGAGUGUAUGCUCGUGACUUUUUUUCCAGGAGAACAGAACACCAAGUAACCAAAUUGGCUGCAUCUGCUGUGAAAUUCAGGGACACUUGCUGGAGUGAUUGAUUUUCUUUCCUCGGGUAUAAUAAUACCUAGCGGUCCUUUCUGGUGCCAGACACUUUACACGUAAUGCAGAAGGGCAUCUUCUCAAUGUGUGUUUUAUACUUAAAAACAUGUAGGCUUUUUAAAGACUUGAAAGCUUUCCAAAAAUGUCAGAACUGUACAGGCAGCUGUAUGUUCUCCACUCGGAUUUCUUUACAAGCCUUACUGAAGAACGGAAGCGCUGCCUUUAGAUUGCAUCCCUCCUUACCACCACCGGUUGAAUUGUCUUCUGCAUAGAGAAGGUAGAGCCACGCCAUCAGAAUGCAAUGUGUCAGAUGUUUACAGGACACUCUGUUCCUUUAGAUUAGGUUAUUUAAAGUGUAUUGUUUAGCCAAAUCCUGCUGGAUUCAGUAUUGUAAAUUUGAGACUAGAACUACUGUACAGGUUUUGUUUCUCGGACCUUUCGUUAUCGGGACAAGAAGUCUGGAAUUGAUCGUACCUGCUCCUCAUUUUUGAUACAUGAAAAUAUUUUAUUUAUCAAUGUAAUUUCUCAGUGGAUGAAUAUUUUAAUCUAUUUAAUAGAAAAGCAAUGUUCAACUUAGUUUUUCAAACUAGCGAUAGCAUUUUAUUUGGGUUACCUGCUAUUUAUACAUAGAAUAAUGGGUACAUCAGACUGCUGUGAUUUUUAAGAUUUUCCAGAACAGCCAUCUGUCACCCAUCUCUUUUACUUUAUCAUUUGGGCUGAUACAUAAUAGGAGGUUUUGGUACCAUUUAUACGGGAUUUUCGAUGAUUGUGAAGUGCCCUCUGCAAUCAGCUGCUCCCAGUUCCGCAGUGCAGACAGCUUUGAUUGGCAUAUCAGAGUUUUAACCCGAUGUAUUUCAACAGAGUCCCAUUUGCUCCUCAGGCUCAUAUACAGUUGCUCACUGAUUAAAGUGGGGUUUUUGUUUUUACUGAUUUCUUUUGUGACUGAAAGAUGAGAACCAGUGUGCGAGGCAAGAGGAGGAAAACAACACGUUGUACUUUGAGUUUCCUUGCUGCUUUCAGUUGGUUCAAUAAAAUCAACAGGCUGGGUGAAUGUCAAACAGCAGGGUGAAUGUCCAGAGCCUUGUGCUGGAGGUCGUCCCACAAAGCCUGUUGGUGGCUGGAGGCCUGUAUGCGUACCUGCCAGGCCCUGCACUGUGCUGGCAGUGGCUUUGCUGGGAUCCGGUCUGUCCAUGCAGCCCGAUGCUCUGCUGCCUCGCGCUCUGCAGAUGCUGUGUGUCCCCCUGCAGCAAAUCCCUGAAGUACGUGUUCAUCUUCAAACCUAUGAAAUCAAACCCAGUCCUGCACUUAUCACAAUGCAUGGUGUGUUUCUGGAUCUGGGCCUUAGAGCUGUGCAGGGAAUAAACCUGAGCAAAUGAGAAUGGCAGCAAUUCAUACUUUGUGAACACAAAAAUGUGAUGGUGAUACAGAGUGGGAUGGAGUCAGGUCCUUCUCGUUUUCCAUCAGUCGGUGCUUGAGGAGCCCCCAGCCAUCUCUUGUGAGACUGAAAACCACAUUGAUGAACUUUUUGGAGAAGACUGGAGUGACUGCCUCCAUUCUGCUUCCUGACUUUUUGUAAAGGUGUAAUGCAUUGUUUACAGUUCGGCAGUCCUAUUUGAAUAAUUCUAUUCCAUGUUACAUUAUUAAGAGAUGAAAGCAGAAGCUUGACCUCCUUCUUCUCCUGGCUCUCCUGACAUACCAAAAUAUUGUUGUUGUCUUUUCUUGUUUUUGUUUUUGUUGUUUUGAAUUUGGUUUUGUUUGGCUUACUUUUUUUUUUUGAGGUCUUUUAGCUGUUAGAGUUCAAAAUAUAUCGAUGUCUUGCUUUAAGAUACCUACUGAUCUUUAAGGUAUCUGCAGAUAUUGUGAAAGCUCUGUAGAUCUUUCAUAUCUGUGCUCAGGUAAUUUUACACAAAGGAAAACAAAUCUAAGGUAAACUUUAGACAUGAGCCUUAAACUCGGGUGGGACUAAUGCUAGACAGUAGUCAUGGAGCAUUCUCGCAGACUUGACAUCAUAUGCUGUUUAGAAGUGUAAGCUGUCCACUUGUUGAUCAGCCAUUAUCAGCAGUUACUAUCUUGAGUCUUUGUUUCACUUUUUCUUCUUUCUUUUUAAGCAUAUCAUCAGCAGAUAUGAAGGAGGCUGUCUGGGGACAGAACUUGCAGUUUCUCCUCGCUGUUGCAAACUGGCCCACGUAUGCACUGUUUGCUCAGUGGCACUUGAAAGCCCGAUGGAUUUGCAGUCCUGUCUGUCAGUCCUGUGAAUCCAAACCCGACUGCUCAGUGUUGUGUAUCUGAUGUGUUGUACUGUCUGUGUAACAAUCAGUGUUUUAGGUCCAUUCUUUUCUGUUCUAGUCAGUCCUCUCAGUGUUAGAGCAUCCUGUAAAACUUAACUCUGUUGAACUGUCCCAGCCCUGCCUCAGCCUUACGAAGCCAUACUGUAUUUUUUUGGUGACAUGUACAUCUGUUUCAUGCGUUUGUACAUGUAAUGUAAUUUGAAGUAUUUUUAACAAUGUGUGCCUUUACUCUAAAGUGAUUUAAAUCAAACAGCAGUAUGUUCUAUGAUAUAAAAAAAUAAAAUAUUUUAGCCACCGUUUCUGUUGAAGGCAUUUAUUUUCCACAUUAAUUAGUGUUUUUGAGAACAAACGCUGGUUAGGUAGAUCUGGUACACAGCAUUUUGAUAACCCAGCAUAUUUUUCUGAGCAGGAGCUGCAGUUGGAGCAAACACUUCCACUGAGGGGCAUCUGGCUUUGAUAAUGAAGUAAGAAAACCACUUUUUCUGCUCCUGCACUUUUCCAUUGGAGAAAAGGCUGCAUUUCCCUCUCUUACUAAACACAUGGAGACUAACUUCCCAAUGGGAGAAGCAUCUAAAGUGAUAGUUCACAAUUAGGUAUGGAGGAUGGUUGAGUUUUUUCGGUUGUCUCAUUUCUUUUCUUCUAACUUCUGUGGUGCCUGGUUGUGCCAGGAGCUGACAGCCUUAGUCCCAGCCCAGCAAGAUGCUUGAGCACCUGACAUCGGCCACAAGCAGUCCCUUCUGUUUGCAGGCCUGUUCUCUGCAUGGGAAUCAAAGACAAUGUGAAAAGGUGUUGAGUCCGUAGCAAAACAUUCAAUCUUCUGCAAUUGAGCCAGGUAAGACCACUUCUUUAAAAGGAGGAAGGAGAACUGUUACUAAAAGAUCCAGGUUUUGUGCUGUAAGCUAUAAGUAGGUAGCCAAGUGGAUAACCACCACUUGUCAGUCAGCACGCCGUGCCUCUUGGUUAAGUGUGCAAAGCAAAGCUGUCCACGUGCACUUCUGUACUCCUUGAUUCAGCAGAAGCCUCCAAUGCUUUGAGCUGUGGUUUGGCUUACAUUGUGAAAUGCUGCUGAGAGUGGCAGCUGCUGUGUCAGGGACUGCACUGCUCCGUCAGCCAGCUGGCCAAGGUUGUGUUUAUAGAAUCAUAGAAUAGAAUCAUAGAAUCACUACGGUUGGAAAAGACCUAAAAGAUCACCCAGUCCAACCGUUCACCUAUUCCCAAUAGCUCCUACUAAACCAUGUCCCUCAACACAACAUCCAGUUAUAAUGCAUCCUUUUCUGUACUCAACUUAAAAAACUGAUUUAGUGGUGAGCUAACAGUGCCUAAAUGCCCCCCUGGAAGCUGCUCCUGUUUGUGUGCUUUGAGAAACAUUGAAGAAGCUCUGGCUGGGAAACAUCUGGGUGCCAGGCAGAAGUGGGAGCUACACGUGGAAGGAACACUGUUGCCUAUGAAACUCAAAGGUCUUGAGUACACAUUUUCCUGUUUCUAAGAUUUUAAUAAACUUUCAUUUUUAGAUUUGAGUGUUCUGAGAGUGACUUUAUUGUGAGAUGAGAGCUUUACUUUUUAUUAUUUGUAGGAGCAGGGUCACUUUUCCAGCUGUGAGUGACGGACCGAACUCAGUGCGAUGCCGAAUGCUCUGCAGUGUGUUGAAAUGUGCGCUGAAAAGGUCAACCACAUACCACGGUGAGCUUAGAACAGCUGACGUCUGUCUGGUGCCUGCUCAGGUGGAAAAAGGCAACCACGUUUUUAUUUCUAUUCUCCCAGCAGCAGCAGCAGGCAUCCACCAGCAGCUCUUCUGUGUCAGGCUGUAGGAUUGGGGACGGGGGUGGGUGAAGCAGCUGUUGUGCACAGCACUCCUUGCAGAUGCAGAUGGGUUCGUCUAAUCAUCUGCUUGGCUGCUGCUUGUCUUCUGUGUGUUGCAGUCUUACCCAGGGGG
Messenger RNA from Lagopus muta (rock ptarmigan), 5950 nucleotides. RefSeq names its product TraB domain containing (gene TRABD). The record is from RefSeq and is a predicted model, not a curated record. The coding region runs from base 182 to 1306 and encodes 374 amino acids. NCBI's taxonomy places the organism in Eukaryota, Metazoa, Chordata, Aves, Galliformes, Phasianidae. The transcript is spliced from 10 exons.